Molecule: messenger RNA, 2013 nt
Organism: Anisakis simplex (herring worm)
Lineage: Eukaryota; Metazoa; Nematoda; Chromadorea; Rhabditida; Anisakidae
Source: the annotation of a GenBank genome assembly
AUGAACGUGAAGAAACUCAUGCUCCCCGCCAUCUCAUUGGCUGUCUUGAUCGCAGGUGCUGUUAUGCUCGGAAUUGGUAUCAAUAAAUACCAAUCGUCGGGUAGCGGCGAUUCGACAGGUUUUCAGCUGUCAAACGCUUUGAGUUCGACGUCAAAACAACAGCGUCAACGUCCCAAGAGAGAUGCGCCUAAGAAACCAACUGUAAUUAUACUAGGAAUCAGUGCCGCUCGUCAAGGCGGAGUGACUGUGAUGAGUGGACUAUUAUUCUCGAUUAGCUAUGCUCCAGAUGCUGCACAGCUGAGAGACUCUAUCAACAGCAUGUCGAACACCUAUCUGUUGAAUAUGAUUGGUAAUUUCUUGCAAAGCACUAGUGCCCAAUCAACUGCGACAACUUCACGGAUUUCUACUUCCUCACGUUCAACCUCAUUGGCCUUGAGCAGUUCAACAGCAGGAACAACAACUCCUUCGUCAACAGCCACGUCAAGCCUCAAACCAUCCCCAUCUCAUCCAAUAGUAAUAUCAACCCCUUCGCCAACGACCACGUCAAGCCCCAAACCAUCCCCAUCUCAUCCAAUAGUAAUAUCAACCCCUUCGCCAACGACCACGUCAAGCCCCAAACCAUCCCCAUCUCAUCCAACAGUAAUAUCAACCCCGUCGCCAACGACCACGUCAAGCCCUAAACCGACCCCAUCCCAGUCAACUGAAACAACAACAAUGAUACUGCCCACUGGACCCACCGGCUCUCUGCCUUGCUUGGUUGAUAUUGCCAUAGCUUUUGAUGCGUCAAACGUGGCCGGUAAACCGAAUCUUGUUGAGCAAAUCAAUUUCGUUGCGAAUCAAUUAUCGAGUAAAUGGGUCGUGAAUCCUGCUGCUACUGAGGUGUAUGCUAUCGCUGGUGGUUUGGAUGAUGCAUCGCACACCCAGGGCGACAUGAACUAUACUGAUCUGGCUGAACUUCAUCGAGAUCUUUUGCAUUUGAGUUGCUCGCCAUUACAGGGCGACGAAAGCAUUGAGGAACAGUUCGGCGAAUUCGCCUACUCAUUAUGGAACAAACGCAAAAAUGUUCGGCUGCUCACAAUGGUGUUCACGUAUGCCAGCCUUUAUGAGGACGUCAAAUCUGCUCUUUAUUAUGUUGAUGAGUUUUCGAGUAACAACAACAAGAUCGUUAUUAUUGCAAUAGGUGAUCGAGUUAACGUCAGACUGCUCAAAUCUAUCACAGGCUCAGUAAUCGCGGCGAAUCACUUCGAUGAGGAUUUAUCUACUAAGAUUAACGCAGAAAUUUGCUCGCCAAAACUUGACAGGUUGCCUUUACCAGAAGCACCUUCAACGACCCCGCAAUCCUCAACAACAUCAACAGCACCGGCCACAACCCAUCUACCGACCGAAUCACCGCAACAUUCAAACCUGACUUGUUCGGUGAAUAUCGCCAUCAUUAUGGACGCUUCAAAUGCUGCCGGAGUCAUCAACAUAAAAAAGCAAGCAGAAUUCAUCCGACAACAUUUGGUCAGCUCAUGGAAAGUGGCUGAAACGGAAACCGAACUGGAACUCUAUGCUAGCGCAUAUGAAGACUACAAAGGUGGAAAAUACAUGUGGAAUUAUCCAAGUAAUCUGCAAGUCUACGAUGAUUUAGAUAUGCUGCAAACUGUGGGACCUUUUGGAGACGUAUGCUUGGAUUGUGCAAUACUCCUGGUUUCUAAGGAUUGGAUGAUCGCUCCAUAUGGAAGACCUCAUACAAACAUUUUCUUCGCAUAUGACACCCGAGAUUUAGACUCGCAGUUUGCAGAAAGUGAUGUUGCAAGAAUCAUUUCUCCUUCUCCUAAAGACAAACUAAUCAUUGUUGGUGUGGGAUCUAAAGUGAAUUCAACACAACUUAGAGCAAUCACAAGCCAUGUCUUGCUUACAGAUGGGCUGAACGAAGAUUUAGCAGUAAAGGACUUUGUUGCAGAUCAACGACAGGAUCUGUUGAAGACAUAUCGUAUCUUCGGUGAGCUUGCACAAAAUCAACAAGAAUGA